UUCUAUCGCACGGACGAUACAGAAAUAAGCCCAGGAUUUAGUCGUUUCGGGGUCGUAUUACAAAUUUACAAGAGACGUGCUAAUUCAUAUAUAGAUAUACAUACCUAUAUACAUUGAAAUUUUGUAUGGUUUGCUAAAGUCAGUACAUCGAUCUCUAUUGCAAAAAAUGGCUGCCAAUUUUUGGACAUCGUCUCACUACAAAGAACUUCUGGACCCGGAAGAGGUGGACGUUGUGAACCCCCUUGACAAGGAGAAGGGCAUCACUCUUGAGGAUUCCAAGCUCAUCAAGAUGCACAUGGCCAAUUACAUUGGGAGAUUGGCUCAAAGUGUGAAAGUGAGGCAAAGGGUCGUAGCCACUGCUAUUACAUACAUGAGACGUGUUUACACCAGGAAAAGUAUGACAGAAUAUGAUCCACGUCUAGUGGCUCCAACCAGCUUAUAUCUGGCAUCAAAAGCUGAAGAAAGCACAGUGCAGGCUAGACUUCUUGUAUUUUACAUCAGAAAAAUGCAUUCAGACGAUAAGUUUAGAUAUGAAAUCAAAGACAUACUUGAAAUGGAAAUGAAGAUUUUAGAAGCCCUCAACUAUUAUCUAGUUGUGUUCCAUCCUUACCGUGCAUUAUCACAGUUGCUUCAGGAUGCUGGCAUGAAUGAUGCAACUCAGUUUACUUGGGGACUCGUCAAUGACACCUAUAAGAUGGAUCUAAUCCUCAUACAUCCUCCGCACUUGAUUGCAUUAGCUUGCUUAUAUGUUGCCAGUGUCCUCAAAGAUAAAGAGAACACAGCCUGGUUUGAAGAGCUUCGAGUUGAUAUGAAUGUGGUGAAAAACAUAUCGAUGGAGAUACUGGAUUUUUAUGACAACCAGAAAACAAUCCAGGAUGGUAGGAUUGUUGUUGCCAUGAACAAGCUUGCUUGAAAACCGUAUAUGGUUGGGAAAAUUCAAUCUCUUGUGAUGACCAAAAGCUGUACUUAUUUAUCUGAAAUUAUGUAUACGGGCACCAUGUUUAUGAGAAUGAGACCAUCAGUUCUAUGCCAUCCUUCAAGGUCAGCUCUAGUUUAGUGAGCUAAAACGAUUGAGAGUGCUUUGAGCAUUGGUAACAUUUUCUGAAAUUACUAUGGUCCGGUGUUAGAAAUGGCGAAUGUUGUCAAAGUCGGUCAUGCGUACCGUGGCAUAGAAAAUUUAGUUGAUCAAUCUGUCAUGUAGCUUUGGAGCGUUGUCCUUUUAUUAAUUAUUGCAAAUGGUUUCAUGUAAACGUACUCAUCUAGUAAAAAAACUUCUCAUUUUCUUCUUC
Messenger RNA from Cornus florida, 1289 nucleotides. Its product is annotated as cyclin-C1-2-like. The transcript has 9 exons. Bases 167 to 913 code for a protein of 248 amino acids. Gene Ontology annotation, biological process: positive regulation of transcription by RNA polymerase II. The record is from RefSeq and is a predicted model, not a curated record. Gene Ontology annotation, cellular component: nucleus; mediator complex. Lineage: Eukaryota; Viridiplantae; Streptophyta; Magnoliopsida; Cornales; Cornaceae. Gene Ontology annotation, molecular function: cyclin-dependent protein serine/threonine kinase regulator activity.